Messenger RNA from Polyodon spathula (Mississippi paddlefish), 1311 nucleotides. RefSeq names its product neuronal acetylcholine receptor subunit non-alpha-3. Bases 19 to 1311 code for a protein of 430 amino acids. Gene Ontology annotation, cellular component: postsynaptic membrane; synapse; neuron projection. Lineage: Eukaryota; Metazoa; Chordata; Actinopteri; Acipenseriformes; Polyodontidae. The record is from RefSeq and is a predicted model, not a curated record. Gene Ontology annotation, molecular function: transmembrane signaling receptor activity; acetylcholine-gated monoatomic cation-selective channel activity. Gene Ontology annotation, biological process: regulation of membrane potential; chemical synaptic transmission; monoatomic ion transmembrane transport. The transcript is spliced from 5 exons.
UUCAUUUCAUUGGCGGAGAUGGAAGACUCACUACUAAGAAAUCUAUUUAGAGGCUAUCAGAAAUGGGUAAGGCCAGUUCAACACUCUAAUGAUACCAUAACAGUCAAGUUUGGACUAAAGAUUUCCCAGCUUGUGGAUGUGGAUGAGAAGGAUCAGAUUAUGACGACAAAUGUAUGGUUAUGGGAGGAGUGGACCGACUGCAGACUGCAUUGGAACCCAGAUGAAUAUGGAGGUAUCACCUCGAUCAGAGUUCCUUCUGAAACAAUCUGGCUGCCUGACAUAGUUUUGUAUGAAAAUGCCGACGGACGCUUUGAAGGAUCCUUGAUGACGAAAGUAAUUGUGAAGUACAAUGGCACUGUGAUGUGGACCCCACCCGCAAGCUAUAAAAGCUCUUGUACUAUGGACGUGACAUUCUUUCCAUUUGACAGACAGAAUUGCUCAAUGAAGUUCGGUUCUUGGACUUAUGAUGGGGACAUGGUGGACCUCAUUCUCCUUGAUGACCACGUGGACAGAAAGGACUUUUUUGACAAUGGAGAAUGGGAGAUUCUUAAUGCCACAGGAAUGAAAGGAAACAGAAAAGAUGGGCUGUACUCCUACCCAUUCAUCACAUAUUCCUUUAUUCUCAAACGCCUACCUCUGUUCUAUACUCUGUUUUUGAUCAUCCCUUGUCUUGGUUUGUCUUUCCUGACUGUGCUGGUAUUCUACUUGCCCUCAGACGAAGGAGAAAAGCUGUCAUUGUCCACCUCAGUUCUAGUGUCGCUCACUGUCUUUUUGUUAGUUAUUGAGGAGAUCAUCCCAUCAUCCUCCAAAGUGAUCCCUCUCAUUGGCGAAUACUUGCUGUUCAUCAUGAUUUUUGUGACGCUGUCCAUUAUAAUCACUGUGUUUGUUAUCAAUGUACACCAUCGUUCUUCAGCCACUUACCAUCCUAUGUCUCCCUGGGUAAAAAAACUGUUCCUUCAAAGGCUCCCGAAGCUGCUCUGCAUGAGAGGACACACUGAUCGCUACCAUUAUCCAGAAAAUGACUUGAACAGCCCUGAUGAAAAAACCAAACUCUCUGAUACAAAGAGGCUGUUAUCUGGGAAAGUGGAUGAAAACAAGAUGAUAAUGGCACUCAUGGAAAAAGCUACCAAUUCUGUACGAUAUAUCUCAAGACAUAUUAAAAAGGAGAACUUUGUUAGAGAGGUUGUCCAAGACUGGAAAUUUGUGGCUCAAGUCCUGGAUCGAAUCUUCUUGUGGGUGUUUCUUACAGUUUCCAUUCUUGGUACAAUACUAAUUUUUACACCAGCUUUACGAAUGUAUCUGAGUACCUAA